Chilo suppressalis (striped riceborer) is the source of this 1107-nucleotide messenger RNA. Lineage: Eukaryota; Metazoa; Arthropoda; Insecta; Lepidoptera; Crambidae. The record is from the annotation of a GenBank genome assembly.
GACAAAUCGUUACUGCACACAAUAGGAUACCGGCGGUCGUUAGUUCGAAAACAAUGUGCCCAUUUUUGUGCGUAAAAGCACCUAUUGAACAAUGAACGUGACACAUUGGUCCAGUGACAUGGACCCAUUUCUCCAAACGAGCGAGUGUUAAAAACGAUAAUUGUCCGAGAUGCGAGGUGUGAAGACACGAGUCUCCGCUAUUAGUCGCCUGGUAGCCUUGCAGUAUUGUAGUAACCUUGACUAUGUUUAUCGGGAAAAUGUUGCAAUUGAACUGUGCUGUAUUAUUAGCGGUGAUACUUUGUAAACAAGCACAUGCCGCAAACUUCAAUUCAAACGGUUUUGUUUGUGGCCCUUACGGUUUUUCUUGCGAAGGACCUACCAAACUCAGAUUAUGCGAUGAAAAAAACUUAAGGGGACCUUCAUUCAAGUGUCCCUCCGAUUCGGUCUGCAACGAAGAUUCAAUCGAUGUGUGCGACAACACGAUUAAUUACAUCGAUCCUGAAGUGAAGAAGAGACUGCGUUGCCAUAGAAACGAACGCAUCGCAGACCCCACUGUACCCAAUUGUAAAGGCUAUAUCCUUUGCAUUCCCAACAACAAUCGCUUCCAAGGCAUCAAAUUUAAAUGCGGUGGCGAUACUGUAUUCAACGGCUUCACUCGCACUUGCUCAAGCCCGGAAAAGUAUAAAUGCCCCGUAGUCAACACAACCAAGCCAUCUCUAGAACUUUUUGGAAAUCAAAACAGAAGAGGGGAUAUGCCCAACAAUGUGCCGAAGUUUGAACCGACAAGGGAUCGGGAAAGUAAUCCGAUAGAGUGUAAGCAUUACAAGUUUACUGUUACUGAUGAAAACGGCCCUGUGCGUGCAGCGUACUUCUGCCCAUCGAGACCUGUAAGGGGAGAAAAUUCCAUAAGAUGCACAGUCUUCUCUAGCAAAUAUUGCCUCACUUUGGAGAGAGACGACGAAGAUCAGUUUAUGCAAAAUUUUGGAUUAGCCUAUAGAAAACCUCGCAUGCAGAACCUCGAAGAAGGUACAGAAACUAUAAAAACAAUUUAGAAUAUUAUUAGUGUAGAUACUACAUAUUAAGUGCAUAAUACAUUUUCUACAAGCA